CAAGCUUUUAAGCUUCCUAACUUUCCAUCCAUUCCAACGUGAAUGCUCCUUCGUCAUCCAUCGGCUAUCAACCUAACUGCAUAGUACCUAGUACAUACAUGUAGCAGCUACCAGACACUAAUUGUGAAUCUUCAACUUCAACGUUAACCGUUGAGCAUUUAAACUUCUUCCCAUCUUGUACUUAUGCAUCCAUCUAGAUCAGUAAUCAGGAUCUCGUCAACAUGAGCCGCACUCUAGAACCCACACUCCUCUCCCUCUUACCGACUUAUUCCAAGGACCUACCUCCACCUCUCCUCGAGCUCGCAUCCUCCUUGCUUACCCAGUCUCGCCAUACCGCCGGCACGCUCAAGGCUGAAGAGGAAGUUGCUCGUGCAUAUGCCUGCGCCCAUAUUGCCUGCGAACGUCUAAAGAUAAAACUCGACCUCCCCCCCAUACAGUCACGACCCCCCGUGCCACCGCGAAUCUAUAAGAGAUUAUAUACACAUCUCGACAAAGUCUUGCCCGCGAAUACUGUGGGGAGAUCGGGAAGCGGGAGAACUACAAGGCCAAAGGUACGCGACUCGGGUAUACUUGGCAGCGGUGAACGGACUCACUCCAGGGCGGCGCCCACCAAAGAGGAAUCCUUGGCCAAGUUCAGGUCUCCUGCGGCGACCAAGGGACAGAACACCCCGAAUAGGUCGGCAGGUAAGCCACCGUCGCUCCCCGCUAAGAAGAAUGCGGGAGGGUCCAUCAGCACAUUGCCCGCCUGGGUUCGUCCCACCAUUCAGUUCAUGUGUAAAGAGCUGGAAGAAGAGCGGAUCGGAAGAACUGUUUUAGCUGGAAUGCAAACCAUCGCAACUCCGCAUGGAAAGCGAACGAAGGAUGAAUGGGUCAAUGAUAACUUGACUUCCUUGCUCGCUGCCAUCUACUUCCUCAUAUCCUCAAAGUUAUAUGUGCUCGAGAAGGGGAAGGAGUUGGACAACCCACAAUACAUAAAGAUGCGGAAAGCUAUCCUGAAAGCUCUGAGUCAAGCCCAAGAUAAUGUCAACAUAGUAGGGAUGGACGAAGAUGAGCUUUGGAUUGGCUGGGCCGAUAUGAGGUCGAAAGACCUGGAUGGUGCCGUUGCCAAGAUAGUUGAGAAUAAAUGGCAAAGAGAGGAAUGGUUUGCAGGCAUCGAGAACUUGGUUAAACCAAGUGACGUGACAGUACAUGAUGGGGACAUUGAGAUGGAAGAUGGCGAUGGGAGGCCAUUCAGCGAGAAACUCCACCUAAAAAGAGGUGACACCAUGCUACAGAACAGGUGGAAUAUGACGGAUGAAAAGAGGGAGGAAUAUAACGCGUGGAAAACCAACGUACUACUUCGGAUCGAAGAAAUCGAAAGAUCUCCGGGGACCGAUAUGGAAGUGGACACCGCUACCUGAGGUAUCAUAUAAGGCUAAGGAAGCUAUAAAGCUCCGGGUUCUCGACAUCAGGCACGUGUACAAAGGGUGUCGAAAUGGUAUGCCUGCGACUUUUACCUAGUACUGGGACCAUGAGAGGGUAGAUACCUUGGGCAUGUGACAUACCUUGGGCGUCUGUAAGGGAGA
Messenger RNA from Hypoxylon fragiforme, 1565 nucleotides. RefSeq lists its product as uncharacterized. Gene Ontology annotation, biological process: DNA replication. The record is from RefSeq and is a predicted model, not a curated record. The coding region runs from base 222 to 1400 and encodes 392 amino acids. Lineage: Eukaryota; Fungi; Ascomycota; Sordariomycetes; Xylariales; Hypoxylaceae. Gene Ontology annotation, cellular component: nuclear origin of replication recognition complex. Gene Ontology annotation, molecular function: DNA binding. The transcript has a single exon.